AUGGCCGACCUCUCACUUGGUCCGUUGAGGAUUGCGAAUCCCGAUGAUGCCUCACCGGACACACCAUUACAACCUCAGCCGCCCGCAUCGCAGUUCUCCCGGGUAUCGCCUUUGGUCGACACCGAUGGGAAGACAGACUAUAUCUCCGCCACCCCACAGCGCUCUCACAGCCCGGUAUCCCCAAUGGAGUCCGUGAACGGCCCCGAAGACCUCCCAUCCCACGCGGUUUCUGCCUCGUCCAUCCCAUCAGUCCCCUCGUCUGCGCCUCAGGCCACUUUCACCCAGAACAAUACAUCGGCAGAGCGGCUCGCCCAGCGACAAAACAUCCCCUAUAGCUAUCAAGAUCAGCAACAAGCACAGUUCCCCCAAUACCCUACCAUGAUGCCUCAGAACCUCCACGACCCCAGGUCGAACGCCUCACGUCCGGGUUCCGCAUAUUACACCCAGUUGCCGGUCAAUGGUGCAGCUGCAAAUGGAGUCUCGCGGCAAGGAUCGUACAGAAUUCGCAAUGAUGGUUCAGCCUCAACGGGGUUUCCGCAACGGACAUCUUCGAAGCGCUCGGGGUUCGGAGAUGUUGCUGGGGUGCCCUCAAGAGACGAUAGCCACACCGAGAGAGCAUAUGGUCAAGGACAAUAUACUUUAGGCAACGGGCCCCUACCUCCGCGAAGAGCUUCUCGAGGCGUGGCGGGCUCCCGCAUGGGAACCACACCCACCGGCACUACACCACUCUCAACCACCCCCAAGUCUAACCAGACAGCCUUAUCAACAUCGCCGUACAAUAUGGAAGAUCGACCCUUGACCAGUGCAGAGGAGUGGCAAGAGCGCGGAGCUGCCGUCGGUCUCAAGAAGGAGAUUGGCGCUGAUGGCACAGUGGCGUACAAACCGGUCAAAAAGGGUGUGAGGGACUUUAACUUUGGGCAGACUCUCGGAGAGGGCUCUUACAGCACCGUCCUCGCCGCUACGGAUCGAGCCAGUGGAAGACAGUAUGCCAUCAAGGUGCUGGACAAGCGGCACAUCAUCAAAGAAAAGAAGGUCAAAUACGUUAAUAUCGAGAAAGACACUCUGAACCGCUUGACAGACCACCCCGGUGUUGUGAGACUCUACUACACCUUCCAAGAUGAGCGAUCUCUAUAUUUCGUCCUGGAUCUGUGUCCCGGCGGGGAGUUGCUUGGAGUCCUGAAACGCAUGUCAACCUUUGAUGAAGAAUGUACUCGCUUCUAUGGUGCGCAAAUACUGGACACAAUCGAGUACAUGCAUGGUCGAGGUGUCAUACAUCGCGAUCUGAAGCCCGAAAAUCUUUUGUUGGACGAGAACAUGCAUAUCAAGGUGACCGAUUUCGGAACGGCCAAGUUGCUUCCGGAAAGGCGAAACACGGAUGGCAGAGUUGAUUUCGAACCCGAUUCCACCUCGACCGAGAACAGGGCCAACUCCUUUGUGGGAACUGCAGAAUAUGUGAGCCCCGAGCUAUUGACCGACAAAAACGCAUGCAAAGCGAGUGAUAUGUGGGCAUUUGGUUGCAUCAUCUAUCAACUAUUGGCUGGGCGGCCACCUUUCAAGGCUGUCAAUGAUUAUCAGACCUUCCAGAAAAUCGUUGCGCUCGACUACGAGUUCCCCAGGGGUUUCCCUGAAGUCGCUCGAGAUCUGGUUGAGCGACUCCUGGUUCUUGACCCCCAAAGACGGUUAUCACUGGAGCAUGCAAAGAACCACCCUUUCUUUACCGGAGUUCGCUGGGGUCGCGACUUGUGGAAGCAGAAGGCACCACGCUUAAAACCAUAUGUUCCUCCCGCAGCACCUCCCAUAAAACUUAAUGGAAACGGUGCGCAAGACAGCUUUCCGCCUGACGUUGUCUCGGGUCACAGCACACAUCCGACCAUGCUUCCUCCUCCCAAUCAAAAGCCGCAGCCGAGAGUGGUUACAGAACUCCCGCCCCCGAGCCAACUUGAUAUUGAAUGGUCUCCUGUACUCACGAGAAAUAACGAGAGAAUCCUCAAACUGGGCAAUCUAAAUGUGUUGUCAACACCCAACCCCCACAGCCCGCACAGCAACGAGGGUGGAGGGAAAUUGUCAAGGUUGUUUGGAGGCAGCACCAACAAGAAACGGCAAAGACUUGUCAUGGUCACGUCAAGUGCACGGAUCAUUAUUGCUGCGGCCGGUGGAGAGGAGAAGAAGUCAAAGUCGGAAAUCUCACUGCUAUCGCCAGGGACCGAAUAUUCCAGCGCGACAGAUUCCAAGGGAGUAACCCAAUGGAUUGUCGAUACUAAAGACCGACACUACGUUUUCGAGGACCUCAAGCCACCGUCUGGCGAAGCGUUCUCAACGGCGGUUGCGGCGCAGGAAUGGCUGGAAGCAUUGGCACGAGCACGAGAGAUUGCGUUGUCGCUGCAGCUGCAAAAUACCAACAACACGUACUCCAACGACGACGACGCUCUCAAUAUCUCGUCCUCGGCAUUGUCUAGCCAUGCUAGCACGAUUGACCAAGCGACGGAUCUCAGUCCUCAUAACGUGAAUCAAUCCCAUUCUGGCCGUGGAAUUCUACACAAGCAACAUUCGGGCGGCGAUGCAGAAUCGCUCAAAGGGAGAAAACGAUUCAGCAAACGGCAGUCCAAAAGCGGACUGACUGCAGUCUUCUAG
Messenger RNA from Fonsecaea nubica, 2631 nucleotides. RefSeq lists its product as hypothetical. Bases 1 to 2631 code for a protein of 876 amino acids. Gene Ontology annotation, molecular function: protein serine/threonine kinase activity; ATP binding. The record is from RefSeq and is a predicted model, not a curated record. NCBI's taxonomy places the organism in Eukaryota, Fungi, Ascomycota, Eurotiomycetes, Chaetothyriales, Herpotrichiellaceae. Gene Ontology annotation, biological process: peptidyl-serine phosphorylation; intracellular signal transduction. The transcript is spliced from 2 exons.